This is a messenger RNA of Ectocarpus siliculosus, 5766 nucleotides long. Lineage: Eukaryota; Phaeophyceae; Ectocarpales; Ectocarpaceae. The record is from the annotation of a GenBank genome assembly.
AUGAAUGAUCUUGGCAGAAAGAAGCUGAAGACAUGGCUUCAGAAGAGCCUUGGCAACCACCCCGAGAAUGACAACGGGCUGGUCGCGUAUGUCGAGGCCAUAGUCGGGGAUGCGGACGGACCGGACGAUGAUCUGCGAGAGAAAUGGACGGAAAAGCUGGAUGAUUUCCUUGCCGAGAGCAGUGCAGACUUUACCAACGUCCUCCUCAAAGGUGUUCGUAACGGCGGGAACUUCGGCAGCGUUUGGAAGGGCGCCGGUGGCGGUGGCGGCGGAGGUGCUAGUACUGGUAGCGGCGUGGGUCGUGCCGAGGAAAGCAACGAUGCUGGGACUCACGAUGAUAUGAACGACGCCUCGGGGGAGGCUCCCGCUUCGAACAUGGAGGAACACGAAGAUGUCGAAGGUGAUGCCCAAGAGGACUAUCAAGAGGACAGCUGGGUUGACGACGGGAGGGGUUGGGAAGAGGAGGAAGAUGAACAGCACCAGGAAGACGAUGAAAACGACCAAGACGAUGGCGACGACGAUGACGAUGACGAAGACGGUGGGGGCAGAUCGAGGCGCAGCCGGCGUCGAGCGAGGGAGGAACCAGAGGAAGAAGAAGCCACGAAGCCGGCUGCUGCGGCGGCGAUCAGCAAGGGGAGCGGAGCGAACAAGCGAGCGCGCGUCCAGGGCGGGCGAGGCGGGGAUCGUGGGAAGAAUCAAAACAGCGGCACCGUCGGGGGUAGAGGAGGUCGGGGAGGGCAGCAACAAGGCCGGGGUCAGCAGCAGGGCCGAGGAAACAUGGCAAUGCAGAUGCAGGGAGGGGGGCGCGGCCCGCCGCAACAGAUGGGAAUGGGGUCGCUCGCGAUGGGCAACCAGGGGAUGAUGAUGGGACCCAUGCCGGGGAGGGGUAUGGGACCCGAACAGCAUCAGGGCGGGAUGGGGCCCGGGCCUGGGUCAUGGGGAAGGGGGGGAGGUGACAUGAACGCGGGGAUGCCAAGAGGCAUGCCUGGGGGGAUGAUGAUGAUGGGGCCACCGAUGCAAGGAAGAGGUAUGGGGCCUGGGGCUGAGCAAUGGGGAGGAGGAGGCAUGAACGCCGGUAUGCCAAGAGGAAUGCCGAGAGGGAUACCCGGGGGAAUGCUUCCUACGCCGCCUGCUUCGAACGAUUUCUUGGGUCCGAGUGGCGGUGACGGCCGAGGACCUGCGCUGUUGCCAGAACCGCGGCCGCCAAUGGGCGGAGCCAACAUGGCGGGCGGACGAGGCCUUCCCAACCUGCCCACUUCAACCGGAUUUGUGGCUCCACAUGGUGGUGGGCGGGGGCCUAUGCCGCGUCCGCCAAUGAGCGGAGGAGCUCACGUGGCGGGUGGGCGGGGUCUCCCCGCGCCGGCGAAUUCAAGCGGGCCAAUGGCUUCAGGUGGUGGUGGUGGUGGUGGUGUGCCGGGGCCCGGGCCGCGGCCGCAAAUGGGCGGAGCGAACAUGGGGGGCCGGGGUGGGGGCUCGCUCGGGCCGGGAAGACCGAUGGGAGCUAACGCAGUAGUCGGCCCUGGCGGUGGUGGUAGAGGUGGAGGUGGGCAAGGGAUGCCCUUGGGGGGCGGUGUUCCGUCUGGAGGACGGGGAAUGGGAGCUCUAGAAGGCGGGAGGCGAGAAAUCACCCCAAUGGCGGACAGGCCGGCUCAGGGGCCACAGCGAAGUCCCGUCCUUGGCCCCGUAAACGGUCCACGGGCGUUCGGGCCGGCGGCAGGAGAAGGGAACGGAGCCGGGAUGCCUCGACUCGGGCCGCAAGACGGGCGACCACUCGGCAGGAUGGAUGGCCCGCCGCCACGCCUAGAGGCCAGACAAGAGUUCGAUAACCGGCCAGGGGUGAACAUGCCCCGUCGGCCUGACGCUCACGGCACCUCGGAGAUGGGGCGUGGCCCCAAUUCGCAGCCGGCGCCCGAUCUCCGCGAACAGUUGAGUGGGCGGCAGAGAACCCUGCCAGACAACCCCAACGCCAACGCAAGCAAGGGGAGAAGCGUUUUCGACCGACUCGGGGCACCGCCAUCAUCCGCUGGGGGUGAGCAGGUGCAGCACACCAGCGCCCGUCACGGUCCAGACGCCCAGAGACAACAACACCCAGGGGAGGGGGGCGGCAUGCGUAACGCCGGCGGCGUCCAGCAGAGACCUGGCAUGCAGCAGGGGUCAGGCAUGCAGCAGGGAUCAGGCGUGCAGUCGGGACCUGAUGCGCGGCAAGGAGCUGGCGGCAUGCGUCGUAGUCCGACGAACAACCAAGCGGGCCUUCAGGAGCAGAGCAGGCAAGACAUGCAACGCGGGCCGAGUUUUCCGGAAGGCGCGGGCAUUGACAACACGCAAAGCCGAAGAGUUGGAGGUCAAGACGCUUGGUCAGGCGUGGGCAGCGGUGGUCGGCCAGGCCCUGGAGCUGUUGACUUGCAGAGACCCGGCAUGGAGCAACACGGGGGCGCGGGGCGAAAAAGUCCACAAGGCAUGGGGCCCGACCUCAACUGCGCUGGUGCUGGUGGCGGCCGCGGCAUGCCCCCUGUGACGAAUCGCGAGCACCCUGGAGGAGAGCACUUCGCGGAGUACGGCAAGAUCGUGGACAUGAGGCUCCGGGCGGCCGUGGCCGGGGACGGUGGCAACGGCGAGAAGGAGGCACUCAUCCAGUUCGCGAGCUCACGCCAGGCCGAAGCUUGUGUGUCGUCACCCAAGGCCGUCCUCGGCAAUCGUUUCAUAGUGGUGGACCUCAGCGAGACGAACCUCGUGGACGUCGAUCCUCACUACCAAGACCCCGAGGAGACGGCUGAUGCAGCCAGAGCUGCCGCCACUGCGAAGGCCGAGGCUGACGCUGCCGCGGCCGCCGCCACCGCUGCGGCCGCGGCACGGGCAGCUCGGAAGAAGGCAAACGACAAGCUGAUUGCUCAAGCAUCGAAGACCAGAGAGGUGGUCGCCCAGCAACGGGUGGUGGUCCUGCUGCAGGAGGGCGUGAAGGCGGCCGCCGUACCCAUCGCGACCACCAAGGCCAAGCGGAACAAGGUCCAGGGAUUCCUCAAGAUGAUGCAAGAGAAAGGCAAGCCCGAAACGGAGCAGGCGCGUUAUCGGGGGAUGCUCGAUACCCUUUCCGCCAAAGUCCUUGUUCUGGAGGCCGCCUCUCCAGCAGUAGAACUAGAGGCGCAACAGAGAAAACUAGCAGAUAUCGAGGCAGAGGCACGCGCCAUGGGCGCCACCGUCCCGCCGCCCCCGAACCCGGGUGUGCUCGCCAGGUUGGAGGGUGGAGGACGAGGAAGCAGUGGCGGCAGAGGGAGAGGCAGAGGUGCGGCUGUGGCAUCAGCAGGUGGGCGUGGCGGCGGUGGCGGCGAGGCGCGUGUGCCUCGCUCGCUCGACAAUCGACCCACCACGGUCAAGGUGUCCGGGUUGCCGGACAGUGCGGGGGAGGGUGACCUUCGAGUGCACGCCAACAUGGCGGGUGUGGUGGCAGCGGCGGCAAUGCUUGGCCGUCCUGGCGAGGGCGUCGUCAAGUUUGCGGAGAGAUGGGCGGCAGAAGUGUUCAUGUCCAAGAGCAAAUCCUUCGGCGGGAUCCCGCUCACCAUGUCUUGGUACACGGGACCAUUCCCAGGAUCGGCCCCGGCAUCGUCCCAACCGCCCAGGCGACCCCAUCAGGGACCAGGGAGCUUUCAGCAGGCCGCUCCUGUCAUCAGUGACGGUACUGGCGACAGCAUAGAGCUCAAGCUAGCUCCCGUCCAACAAGGGUUGGGCAUGGGGGGUCUGCGAGGUGCCGGCGGCUGGGGUGACGACUUCGGCAAGGAGGAGGGUGUUGGUUGGGGGGGCGACGUGUGGGGCAAGCGGAAGAACAACCGAGGGAGUGGCAACGGGAGCGCCGGCAGCUCGCCGCUUCACCUUCCCAGCGUAGAGGCGGGCGAUGAUGACGACGAGCUCUAUCAAGACAUGGGUUCGUGACGAAUCACGGCGUGAUGUCAUCGCAGGAGUCCGAGAGUUUGGCUUGACGUACUUUCAAAGAACGAACGGCCUUGCGCGCGACGUGGUCCAGGUUGCGACGUCAUGCCUGCCAUUCCAUCUUGUGUCUCUGCCGUUAUUGUCGUGUUCGCGGAUAUAUAUCCCAGCGACUGAACGAAUGUAGGCUGCCAAGGUAUCUACCUGGCACUUCGCAGGACUCUCUUGUGUUGUUUUGAUCCUCGAAAUCUAGAGAGUGAUGUGUUGUGUAUGUGUGUGUGUGUUUAGUACAUGAGAAGAAAGAGAAGUACAACCAUCCCCCCCAUCGGUCGGUGCAAGGAAACCUUGUGUAAAAGCAACGUCGUUUCAGUUUUGGCUGUUUCUUGAAAAACAACCUUGAUCAGGGCUAGCUGCCAAAAUAUCUGAUUGGUGGUCCACCCUACGACUGCUGUGGUGUGAAUGCCCGAUUUGAGGGUUUGCUUGCUAAUUUUGUGGCCGGUUUGUCGCCCCCCGCUGCCGUUCCGUACUUUGGUGCAAAUAUCUUGCGUGUAGGAAUCGUAUGGUCGGCGGUCGUUGUUGCACGAUGAAAUGAGUAGCCUACGCGCAUGAAAUGUAGGUUUUUAGGAUAAAUCGAAGUUGACGACACUUUUACACUCUGUCGUGAGGCAUUCGCGCUAGAUAGGGUAGUGGUAGGUUUGCCGGGAGGAACCAAAGUUCUCCUACAUGCGCCUCGACGUGCUCUAUGCUCUAUGUGUGCUGUGCAAUGCGGGAGUGAAAAUAAUACAAGAGCACGGCUCGUGCGGGAAAACCCGGGAUCGGGGGGCACAGGACCUCUAUCUAGCUGGUGUAUACUACAUGUAUCACGUUCGUUUUUUAAUGGCAUUCUGUUUCAAGUGCACAUACAUACGCUUACGUCUCUACUGAUAACCGUAGUGAGGGUGGGCACCUCGGCCACAAUAUCUGUAACGUAACAACUACGAUUGAGCUACACCCUCCCUCCAAAAUAGUUUACGAAGUCAACGUACAGGUGCAGCGCAUUUAUUAGCUUUAGAGGGUGAAUAUUGUGCUUGUGGUUUGGUAUUUGUAGAGACUUGAAGAGAUUGUUUGGCUCACGUUUGGAACUUUGUCUGGCAACUCUUCUUUAUUUUUCAGACGGCGAUAGGUAUCGCGAAGGACGCCGCAACGAGAUACACCCACCCUCACGAUUUUUGUUUUUCACAGUAUUUGUUUUGGUAGAUAAGCUCGAUGUCGAGCUCGGUUUUUUGUGCCUUGUUUUGUUGUGGGGAGUUUUUGUUUCGCAGGCCCAACUUGGUGUUUGCCGUAUCCCCAGCAAUAUUUAGUAUUUAGACCAUCCUCUGCAACAACGUUUGUUGUGUUUGUUCGUGUUCUCUGUUGACGUUGUUUUCUCCAGACUGCCCAUAACGUGUUCGUGACAGCAGUACUGUAGCCGUUCUUUACGUGUACCGCACAUUGAGUAUGACCCGGUUGUUCGGCGGGAGUCUUUUUCGUUUUCGGUGCAAGUCAUCUCAAGUCUUUGUCGGAAGCGAUGAUGUUAGUCAUCCGCGCGUAACUUGUUGUGACGACGGGGAACUUGACGUUCGUUGUCAUGCCGCGACCGGCGUGUUACUCGUAGUGGAGGUGGAUGCGUUCGUCAGUUUCCUAGGACAGUAUAGUAGGUAUGCCGUCUUGUUUCGUCGCACGUUGCAUGCUCGGGCUCUCUCGGGAAUUUGUCUAGUGUUUGGCUUUUAGGUUUUGAUUGCAACGGAGUCAGUCCCGGUUUGUGUGUGUAAACUAGGCCUGUUUUGUGUUUUUUGCGCCAACCUUGCGUCGUGUAUGCCCUCCCUGUAC